Molecule: messenger RNA, 357 nt
Organism: Salvia miltiorrhiza (redroot sage)
Lineage: Eukaryota; Viridiplantae; Streptophyta; Magnoliopsida; Lamiales; Lamiaceae
Product: non-specific lipid-transfer protein-like
Exons: 2
Coding region: 1-357 (118 amino acids)
Biological process (GO): lipid transport
Cellular component (GO): membrane
Molecular function (GO): lipid binding
Source: RefSeq, a predicted model, not a curated record
AUGGCAGCAUUAUGGAUUGUGGGAUUAUUGAUUGUGGCAUCGGCGGCAAGCCAUGCAAAUGCAGUGUCAUGCCCACAAGCCCUGGCAAUGCUGCUGCCGUGCAAAGAUUAUCUGGUGGGGCAGUCGCCUACGCUGACGGCUCCGUGCUGUCAGGCGGCUAGCCAGCUCAACGGCAUGGUCCAUAGCAAACCCGAACUCAGAGACUUGUGCAGCUGUCUCAAGCAAGCCGCCACCUCCUUGCAUGUCAAGGCCGACCGAGCUAAAUCUCUUCCUCAGAACUGCCAUAUCCAAGUUCCUGUGCCUAUUGACCCUAAUGUCGACUCAUAUGAUCCGUACGUGCUUGAUGGAAGAAGCUAA